AUCGUCAACCGGAAGAAUUUUGUUUCUGCCCACAUGUCGAGUUUGUUUUGGACCGUGCAGUUUCACCCACGGUGAAAAACACACGCGUAACGAUAAAACGAGGGGGUUGAAAACGUUCUACGGACAAAACAGACCGCUUAAUUCUACCACAAUGCGGAUUAUUUCUGUAAACAGAGGCAUAACCAACGUCGCUUUACGGGCACGGUUUAAGAGAGACUCUGUUUGUUAUCCCGCUUUUUGAACAUUCAAAGGCAGCGACGAAAAUUUAUUAAAAAAUGACUGCUGGAAGCAGCGUGUCCCUUUCUUCUCGCUUCGUCCUUUAUUUCGUUCCGUUUCGGUCAACGUUUCUUUUCUCCCGUCCUAGAGAGACCCCAUGAAACGACAUUUCCCCUCCGCCUCGAUCGUCGAAUUAAAUGAACCGCGAAACGUCUGAGGCAGCCACCGCGAUAAGUGCAGCCCUCUAAAUCGUAUUAAACGUCAGGUGACAUUUUCACGCGGCCUGUUCCGUAUUCCGUCCGUUCCCGCAGUCCAAUAUUCUUCGCUCCUAAUUGCGUGCCAGAGGGUAAACGCUUCUUUUCUUGGAUCAUUCGCCCGCCGGCUCGCCCUAUCGAUUUUACACGUUACAUAAACCACCACCACACCCCCCCCCCCCUCCCCUCUUCCCCCCCGCGCCAAAACCGAGACGUCUUGCGAAACCCAUUCGAAUUCACCCUAGGAAUCAAGAUCCCGACGAUAAUUAAGCGCGCUACCUUAUUGGCUACUUGCACUUUUAACCGACAACCCCCACUCGAUGUGCUUUCACACUUUUUUUUUUGUGUAACAUUUUUUUUAUCGCUCGCUAUUUUUAUUCGCUCGUUCGUGUGUACCCACGAACGAUUCCACGGGACCUUUGUACUUUUUACUUUCCGUUUGAACCCUUCUCGAAAUACAUUAUUUGUAGAGUAUCGUUACUCGAGUAUCACUAUUCGAACACCUCUUUUGGAAUAUCACUGUUCGAAUAUCAUAAUUCCAAUAACUCUUUACGAAUAUUAUAGGUUGGGUAUUAGGAUUUGAGUACCCCUAUUCGAACAUCAUAGAUUGAAUGUUACCGUUUGAAUACCCCUAUUCGAAUACCAUUGUUCGGAUAUCAUAAAUCAAAUACCUCUUCUCGAACAUUACAGUUUGGAUAUUAUCGUUUGAAUACCGCUAUUCGAACACCAUAGCCUGCAUGUUACCGUUUGAAUACCACCGUUCGAAUACCGCUACUCAAACACAAUUACCCAAACACUACUCUUCAAGUAUCAACAUUCAAUCAGAAAAGUAUCCACAAUUCCCGGUGCGCUAUUUAAAUACCCCCCUCCCCCCGAACAAAUAUUAACUUUCCACUUCCGUCUUACGAUUUCUCAUCAGCUGGUCGAAACCAAGACAAUUCUCAGAAGAUGCAUGAAACAUCGAAGUCCCCUCGCAGAACACCAUCCACGAAUAUCUACUUCCUUCCCAAUUUUUAUCAAUCAAUCACGCUACCGCGAAUUCUCAAAAAACCGACUCGCCCUGAUACUUCGAUGCUUAAAAAUUGAAAAUGUGACUACACAACGAACCGCACAAACGGAAAUGAUGAAAAGACAAUAAAAUAAAAAAUAUAAAAAAUAUAUAUAGUCAUAUAUAUAUAAAUAAAUAUACAUAUAUACGAAGUGUGAGGGAAAGAGAGGGGGCCACAGUUGCACGCGGUGGAGUAGCAAGAGGGUUUGAAAGGGGUAAACGAGAGCGUGGCCGAGGGAGAGGCGGCGAAGCAGGCAACGAGAGCGAGGAGGACGAAAGAGGGAAAUGCACGAGAGCUGCCGCGAAGGGGUGGGAAGGACGAGGAUGCCCGUUGUAGAUGAACAAGGACGAGACGUUACGCGGUGGUAGGGGACGGACGAAGAGAGACGCGUUGGUCGAAGAGGGAGGGCCAGCUGACAGGCCGAUGGAUGAAGAGAGACGGCUCUCGGAGGGCGAGGGAGAGAGGCCAGGGGGCCUGUAGAGGGGCUGAGGGAAGGGAACCUCUGGCAACGGGUCGAUCGAAAGCGCAGCGCAGAGAAAUGCACCACCUCUGCUCUGGUCUGGCAGCUUUGCUGGCACACCACCGCGUCCGCGUUCGUUAGAAAGGGAAGCAGGACGGAGAGAGAGAGGGAUAGCCAGCGACCAAUACCGACGCAGGGGGAGGACGAGCCAAGCCGACUCGCGUUGGGCUAGGUCAGGUCUACCCGAGUUCCACACACCGCUCUCUGCGUGUGCCAUCCGAAGUAGACCCCGAAGGCGGAGGCCACCUUCGAAAAAAAAAAAAACAACAAAAACGGGUCGCGAAAACGCGAAAUCGCGGGACCCUCGUGUCCGAGCCGCCCUCUCUUCGCGUCAGGUGUCAUUUUUCGGAUUACGGUCAGCGGGAAACGAACGGUCGUUAAGUGUGCUUCGAGCGGUUCGUCGAACGAUCGGCAAACCGCGAUCCCCAGUGAUCGAGGGAUAAGGGUGGCACGAAGAGAGGCUCGUCCUCGACGAGGAUACGUCCCGAUCGUUCGCAAACGGUCCGCGACGGUGUUUCGUGCGUCCGGUACCCGCCGGUUGUUACACCUGGGAAAGUAAAAACGGGGGUGGGUGGAGAGGGUGGUUAGACCGAAGGAGGUGAAGUGCGUCGGAAGUGGCUCGCGUGUGCGUUUCCGUGAGGAAUUCAGAGAGAAAGAGAGAGUUACGUGUGGAUCCACGGAUAGUUCACGACGAAUAUCAACGAUUCUGGUUAAUCGUGUAGGAGGUGGGGGAGCGCGGGGGUGGUGCGGAUCGAAGGGGUCUGGGACCGCGAGGUGCUACUCGGAGGGAUUGUUGUUGAUAAACAGCGAGAAGGGAGAGAGUGGUCCAACGGUUGAUCCGGGUGCAACGGCAGCGCCAGGUUCCAACCAAUUUCGUUUUCUCGAUGUCCUGAUAAUCGAUAGAAGCGUCGUGAAUAGGUGGUGAGAGGACCGGUUCUGCGUGGGGGAGCCGGCAGCGAUCGGCCUUAUCGACGCUCGACGAAUUUUUGCGCCUCGUCGUGAAACGGGGGUGGUGCAAUUCGGUUAAUUAAAUGUUGAGCAACACCGGCGCGUUACGUCCCUCAACGCGAGGCCGGCCGUGGGUCCCGGGUGUCCACAGACUCGGCGGGAUGCCGAUCUCCCUGAGAAAUCACAGGAUCACGUAGAAGGGGAAACGAGGGGUGACCGUUUCAUUUUUUAUCCGCAACGAAAAUCAACCCUCCGGGCCACCAGCACCGUGACCAACCGCAACGCGGACUCGAAGGAGCUGGUCGCGCGAACCGAUGCACCAAAAGUGAAGGAUGGAGGCCAGCGAGUGGGAUCACGCGACCUUGAGGGAAGAGGAAUUCGAGCAGCAUGCCGUGUAUUUGGUACCGGAUGUGGCGGCGUCGUCGGGCGACACCAAUCGCGCGGAAGCGUCCCUGCCGAGAAAUUUGGUCCUCAAGCCCUCUCAGGCCCUCAACGAUGUACGUUCCUCCGCCAAAGAAUCAUUUCUCGAGACCUCCUUGGCUUUGGGAGUAUGGAGCACGAGCUACAUCCCCAAAGGGACGAGAUUUGGCCCUCUGGUGGGCCAAGUGUACACCAAGGAUUCUGUACCAGCCGACGCGAACCGGAAGUACUUCUGGAGGGUGUACAAGAACAACGAGCUGUUCUACUACAUCGACGGUUACGACGUGCAGAAAUCGAAUUGGAUGCGUUACGUAAACCCGGCUUAUUCGUCCGAAUCGCAGAACCUAAUAGCAUGCCAGUAUAAGAUGAACAUUUAUUUUUACACAAUCAAGCCGAUACUACCGAACCAAGAACUUAUGGUGUGGUACUGCCGAGAGUUCGCGGAAAGGCUCAAUUACCCCCUAACGGGCGAACUGAUGCUUCAAAGAAUACGACAACAAGUACAACAAUCGGCGUUACCAACCGAGAUCAUCCCCCCGAGCGUGGACGUGGUGUCGCCCCUGAAGGACUCGUCGAUCUACGAGCGACGCUCGCAGAUGACCCCUACCGACGGCUCCGUCAGAUCGGACGAGGGCUACCACUCCAACUACCACGACGAGAUCCUCACGCCCCCCGAGGAGAGCAGCGAGUCCGACUCGGAGAACAACUACGUGCUGGACUUCAGCAAGAACGCGAAGACGUCCGUGUGCGCCAACGAGGUGCUCAAGCAGGACAACGCCGCGGCGAAGAACGAGUACAGGAAGGUGAAGAUCAAGAUCACGAAGACUUACGGGAACUUCCAGGCGGCGAAGAGCCUAGAGGGGAACGGAAAGGACAAGGACCAGGAGCUCUCGAGCAGAGCGGUGACACCGGAGCUUCAGAAGCCCAUGUCCCCCGUGAUCCUCCAGAAAAACUCCGUUCUGUCCACCGUCAACGAGGACGAGAUAGAGAAGGCCCCGAAACCGUUCUACGAGCCCGAAGCGAAGGGCAACAUGCCCGUUUCCGGGAGGCCAGCCUACCUAACCAGCCCCAGCAGUUCCAUUCUCGAGAACAUCCUCCUCCGCAGCAGCACCGACAACAACAACAACAACAGCCACAACCACCACCACAACGGCGUCCAGCAACACCACCAGCACCACCAGAUCCAUCACCAGACCCAUCUGGACUCCGUCACCCCACCGCCAUCCAGCCCCACGGAGAUGGCGUAUUCUUACAAGAAGUCCCAUCGCUACGGAAACAUCCUCCCCUGCAGCCCCGACUCCAGCUCGAACCUACCGAUGCAAGCGGACGCAUGCGUCAAUUCUACCAGCGGGAACAGCGCCCUCCCCAUGCAGAGCCCCACCAGCAACCUGCACUCCAGCACGGGGAGCCUCCACUCGAGCACGGGGAACCUCCACUCCAGCACAGGGCCCAACGUCCUCCAGUCCCAUCCCGGUAGCAUCCAUUCGUCCAGCAACGCGAGCAACCACCACACCGCCGCGAACGUCCUCUCCUCCAGCACGAUACUGACGUCCACCAGCAACCUCCAUUCCUCCACGACGAGCUGCCCCGCUAAAAGGAAGACCAAGAGCCCGUCGCCAUCCGCGAACCCCACGGGACCGUCCACCCCCACGAUCCUCUACUCCAGCUCGGGCGGUUGUCAGAUUGAAUCCAGCCAGGUGUACCCGGGCUCAACGGUGAGCAGCAACCAGAGCGUCUCGCCCAUCUCGCCCAUCCAAUCGCCCUCGUCCUACCCUUACGGCAUCUACCAUCAAAACGGCUCGCUGCACCACAACGUGGCACCCUUGACCAUCAACUGCACCGCCUACUCGCCGACACCCAGUGGCAACGUCGUCUACGAGAGGCCGGACGGCAGGAGGCUGGAGGCCGCAACCAGCAGCCACCAGCUGCCCACCUCCUCCACCAUGCAGAUCGACACCAACCAAGCGUUGAUCGCUGGCACGCACAAUCUCCACCUGGGUCACCAUCCGGGACUGACCAUCCACGCGAACCCCUCGUCACUGAACCGAUACUCGCCCGCGAGUUCCCUGUCGCCGGACGACCACGGCUGCUCGCAGAGCGGCUCCCUGAGCCCCAACUCCCAGGGCUCCAGGGGCUACAGGUCGUUGCCCUACCCCCUCAAGAAGAAGGACGGCAAGAUGCACUACGAGUGCAACGUCUGCUGCAAGACCUUCGGCCAGCUCUCGAACCUCAAGGUCCACCUGAGGACGCACUCGGGCGAGAGACCGUUCAAGUGCAACGUCUGCACCAAGAGCUUCACCCAACUGGCCCAUCUACAGAAACACCAUCUCGUUCACACUGGUGAGUGCUUCGGGUAGUUUGUUUACCGGUUUUGCUAGUUGGAGAACAAUUCACACACAAACAGUUGGGUACUUGAAAUGAAUGUUCAUUUUUGUACUGGUGGGAGGACUAUGUUGUUGAGAAUCCAUCAGGGACUUUCAUUCGGUAUCUCAAACAUUCUUGUGUCUGCGUUAGAUAGGUAUAUAAUAGAGGAAAUAGUAUCUUAACAGUAUCUUUUUCAACCACGCUGUUCGGUAACAGUCACGUCGUCUCGUCAUAUUCAAACACAACUGCGUCAA
Molecule: messenger RNA, 6025 nt
Organism: Hylaeus anthracinus
Lineage: Eukaryota; Metazoa; Arthropoda; Insecta; Hymenoptera; Colletidae
Exons: 6
Coding region: 3320-5764 (814 amino acids)
Biological process (GO): cell fate commitment; regulation of transcription by RNA polymerase II
Cellular component (GO): nucleus; cytoplasm
Molecular function (GO): RNA polymerase II cis-regulatory region sequence-specific DNA binding; DNA-binding transcription repressor activity, RNA polymerase II-specific; histone deacetylase binding
Source: RefSeq, a predicted model, not a curated record